Molecule: messenger RNA, 938 nt
Organism: Papaver somniferum (opium poppy)
Lineage: Eukaryota; Viridiplantae; Streptophyta; Magnoliopsida; Ranunculales; Papaveraceae
Exons: 6
Coding region: 111-707 (198 amino acids)
Source: RefSeq, a predicted model, not a curated record
UGAGACUUAAACCCAAACCGGGAACUCCAUUGAUACUCCAGACAGCUUGUUGUUCAUUUUGAGAGAGAGAGAGAGGGAGAAAGGAGAAGAAGAACAAAAUUACUAUCAGAAUGCGUAUAUUAGCAAGACAAUUAACUACUUAUUUGUCUAGAGGUAGAGGGUAUCCCCAAAAUAAGCUAAUCACUACACGCAGAUUCUCAUCAUUUGCUCCAAAAGAUGAGAUUGCACUUGAAGCGGAAGUGGAACGAAAAGUGGGAUGGAUGUUGAAAGCAUUUUAUGUCGCUAGUGCAACGUUUGUUGGUUACCAAUUCUUUCCGUACAUGGGGGAUAAUUUGCUUCACCAGUCUAUAUCGCUCAUGCAUGUCAAGGAUCCAUUGUUUAAAAGAAUGGGAGCGUCUAGAAUAAGCCAUUUUGCUGUUGAUGAUGAAAGAAGGAUGAGAGUAGUAGAGAUGGGUGGAGACAAAGAUCUCGUAGAAAUGUUAAAGUUUGCCAAAGAUGACAAGACACGCAAGUCAGCAUUAAAGGCUCUCUCUGCCCUUUCAAACUCAGAUGAGGCUGCUGGAGCCUUGCACCAAGCUGGGGCUAUCUCUGUUAUCAAGUCCACACCAGUAUCAUUGGAGGAUGCUGCACUUAAUACGUACAAGAUCAAAUUGCUACAGAGGUUUCAGGAUUUGAAAUACAACGAGGCGCAGCCAGAUCUCAGCUGAAACAUGGUCAAUUUUUUUGGGUGGCAGACAAUUUCGUGACUUGUGUCACCAAUCAUCUAACACAUGAAUGAGUGUGUGUUCGUGAUGUCCUGAAACCGAUUGAAGAAAUAAAUUGUAGAAAAAUCACUUUUUUCUUUUUCUUUGUGGACAUUAAGUUAGAUGUAAUACAAAAUAUGUGACUUCUUGAAUUCUUAAGUUUAUAGAUUUAUUUCUGUUGGUUCUUGCUGUUAA